This is a messenger RNA of Eutrema salsugineum, 813 nucleotides long. Its product is annotated as cyclic phosphodiesterase. Gene Ontology annotation, biological process: cyclic nucleotide metabolic process. Lineage: Eukaryota; Viridiplantae; Streptophyta; Magnoliopsida; Brassicales; Brassicaceae. Gene Ontology annotation, molecular function: 2',3'-cyclic-nucleotide 3'-phosphodiesterase activity. The record is from RefSeq and is a predicted model, not a curated record. The coding region runs from base 119 to 664 and encodes 181 amino acids. The transcript is spliced from 3 exons.
AUUUAGGUUAAGCUCUUGAGGCAGUGAUUAUAUAUAUAUACCAAUCAUAUAACAUAACUUUUAAGUUUUUUGGGAUCAAAAUAGCGUUUUGCGUCUGGAUUUUCUAGUCAACUGAUUCAUGGAAGAGGAGAAGAAGGAAGUAUAUUCAGUGUGGGCAUUGCCUGAUGAGGAAACGGAGCCUCGAUUCAGAAAGCUAAUGGAAGCUCUGAGAUCCGAAUUCACUGGUCCAAGAUUUGAUCCUCACGUCACCGUCGCCGUAGCCGCGAAUCUGACGUUAGAGGAAGCCAAGAAGAUGUUCGAAGCGGCUUGCGACGGUCUGAAAGCUUACACCGCCACCGUGGAUCGCGUCGCUACCGGAACUUUCUUCUAUCAAUGCGUUUUCUUGCUUCUUCGAUCCACUCCGGAGGUAAUGGAAGCUGGUGAACACUGUAAGAACCAUUUCCAUUGCUCCACCACCACACCUUACAUGCCGCAUUUGAGCCUGCUUUACGCCGAGUUAACAGAAGAAGAGAAGAAGAAAGCGCAGGAGAAAGCUUACACGCUCGAUGACACCGUAGAUGGCCUGAGUUUCCGGUUAAACCGACUCGUUCUCUGCAGGACCGAUACCGAAGACAAAACUCUUGAGUCAUGGGAGCAAGUGGCUGUAUGCAAUCUCAAUCCUUAAAGAAAGACAAUAGUUUGGUUUAUGAAUCUGUAAUAAAAGGUCUCAAUGAACUCGCUUUAGAGACCAAUGUGUAUUUGUCUCUAAUAUCGAAUUAUCUUGCAAUACUCCUCACGGCACACUGCACCAAACUUUCUAAAAAAUUUACAUGA